AUGUGCCACUUUGCGACCUUCCACUUUGGGGGCUGCGGGGACUGGGCCCUGUUCCUCCUGCACUGCCAGUAUCAGACAUCGGGCCAGCUCUGCGAAGGAUCGCGGCGCGACGUGGUUGCGCGGUACUGGACCCGCCUGCGAUGUCUGGACUGCCACAAUGCCGAAUGGGACAAGGUCGACGAGGACCGGCUGGCCAGCAUCGACGACGAGCUCGCCCACUACGCCCGCGAAUCGGCGGCAGGCACCCUCUCGUCCAAGCACCGCUCGAGGCUGGUGGCCAAGCUCGAGCGCGAGGACGGCGACAUGGAGAGCAAGGCCUCGCGGUCGAGAGCCUACCAGGAGAAGGUGCUGCUGCAUGCCCGCAACUGGUCCCGCAGGCACGCUAUGGCGUUGUGGAACUGCCAUUACGGCAAGGGACUGGCUGGAAUAACUCUGGCCCAGCUGCAACUGACCAGGCCGCAGCUGGUGAGGAUCGAAACAAAGCUGCCGCUGAAGGAACCGCAACGGCUCCUGGCCCACAAGACGUGCACCACACGGCCCGGCGAGCAGCUGAGGAAGCUCGGCGCAAAUAGGUUUGCCAGAGAGAUGAUGCGCAAGACGGCCUGCCGGGGAGCACUCACGCUGCAUCUUGCCAAGUCGCCGUCGCCUCUCACCAGCCCAGCACUGGCGCAAGCCUCGGGGCCAGGCCAAGCCGCAGACUGA
Molecule: messenger RNA, 702 nt
Organism: Lasiosphaeria miniovina
Lineage: Eukaryota; Fungi; Ascomycota; Sordariomycetes; Sordariales; Lasiosphaeriaceae
Exons: 2
Coding region: 1-702 (233 amino acids)
Source: RefSeq, a predicted model, not a curated record